Musca domestica (house fly) is the source of this 1057-nucleotide messenger RNA. It is a transcript of the gene Set, whose product is annotated as protein SET. The record is from RefSeq and is a predicted model, not a curated record. Gene Ontology annotation, biological process: nucleosome assembly. Gene Ontology annotation, molecular function: chromatin binding; histone binding. Lineage: Eukaryota; Metazoa; Arthropoda; Insecta; Diptera; Muscidae. The transcript has 4 exons. Gene Ontology annotation, cellular component: chromatin; nucleus. The coding region runs from base 181 to 960 and encodes 259 amino acids.
AAUACACACAUAAAGCACAUCCCGUCAUUAUUACUAUACAACUACUCGCAAAAAGUCAGUGAAAAAGUGCCGAAAAGAAUCGACGCCGCAAUCACAUUAUAGCUGGGGACGAGCCUUUGUUUUUUUUUGCUUUCUGUGCAACACGCAAUUUCAAGAAAUAUCCAGAUAAAUAAAUAAAUAAUGUCCAGCUUACCGAAGCGCGCAAAAUUGGAUGAGGCCAACUCCGGUGGUGCGCCCAAUGAAGCUGUAUCUGAGGCGCUGGAAUUAAUCGAUGCGUGUCAAAACGACAUCGAUGCCCUCAACGAAAAAGCCAGCGAGGAAAUACUCAAAGUUGAGCAGAAAUACAAUAAACUCAGGAAGCCCUGCUAUGAGAAGCGUAGUGAAUUGGUCAAACGUAUUCCGAACUUCUGGGUGACAGCGUUUAUAAAUCAUCCACAAGUAUCAGCCAUAUUGGAUGAAGAAGAAGAGGAAUGUUUGCAUGCCUUAAGUAAAUUGGAAGUAGAAGAAUUUGAAGACAUCAAAUCUGGAUACCGUAUCCAUUUCCAUUUUGACGAGAAUCCCUACUUCGAAAAUAAAGUGCUGACAAAAGAAUUUCACUUGGGCACAGGAUCUGAUGAAAAUAGCGAUUGCCCCUCCUCGACCAGUACGGCCAUACAAUGGAAAGAAGGCAAAAAUCUUUUAAAACAAUUGCUCUCAAAACCCUUUACCAAUAAAAAGAAACGAAAUUCCGAAUAUAAAACAUUCUUCGAUUGGUUCACCGACAACAGUGAUCCGGUCAAUGAUGAAAUUGCUGAAUUAAUUAAAGACGAUUUGUGGCUGAAUCCUCUGCAGUAUUAUCUGGUACCUGAUGUAGAGGUGGAACCAGAAGACGAUGACGAAGAUAAUGAAGACAAUGAAGAGGAAGUAUUUGACGAUGAAGAUGGCGAGGGUGAAGAAGAUGAUGAUGAUGAUGACAAGUAGACUUGGGUGUAUUAAGGAUGAAAAAGUAAAAAAAAAACAACAAACAUAUUGAUAUAUAAUAUCCGUAACAAAUUGAUUCCAUACUAUGCGAUAUACA